Scutellospora calospora is the source of this 138-nucleotide messenger RNA. The record is from the annotation of a GenBank genome assembly. Lineage: Eukaryota; Fungi; Glomeromycota; Glomeromycetes; Diversisporales; Gigasporaceae.
AAGAUGAGCAUUGUUGUUGAUGGAUUGAAGAUAAGUAUUGUUGUUGAUGAAUUGAAGAUGAGUGUUGUUGUUGAUAGAUUGAAGGUAAGCAUUGUUGGUGAUAGAUUGAAGGUAAGCAUUGUUGUUAAUGAAUUGAAG